AUGGGCCCCUGUACCGCCUCCUCAUGCUGCUGCCAGGCCCGUAAUCUGCCAUGGGCCCCCGUACCGACUCCUCAUGCUGCUGCCAGGCCCGUCAUCUGUCAUGGGCCCCUGUACCGCCUCCUCAUGCUGCUGCCAGGUCCAGAGUGUGUCAUGGGUCCCUGUACGGCCUCCCAUUGCUGCUGUCUCCAUCGCCACACUCUGCCAUGUGCCACUUUCAGGUCUCCUCACACUGCUGGUGGGUUUCCAUUUUGUCAUAGGGUGCUGUAUGGCCUCCCAUUGCUGCUGCCUCCACCGCCACACUGUGGCUCCACACUCUGGUUUUGGCCCCGUGACUGCCCAAAUGAGUGAAGUGUGCGGUGAUUCUAAGAUCGACGGCACUCAUCUGCAUGUCAUACUGACUGACAGUAUUAUUUCUCUUCCCCAGCAGACUCCAAGGGCAUUUAAAUUAAAGGUACAGUGUUCUGCACUAAUAUAA
Molecule: messenger RNA, 475 nt
Organism: Staurois parvus
Lineage: Eukaryota; Metazoa; Chordata; Amphibia; Anura; Ranidae
Source: the annotation of a GenBank genome assembly